This is a messenger RNA of Fraxinus pennsylvanica, 1416 nucleotides long. The record is from the annotation of a GenBank genome assembly. NCBI's taxonomy places the organism in Eukaryota, Viridiplantae, Streptophyta, Magnoliopsida, Lamiales, Oleaceae.
AUGUUGGAAGACCAGCCUUGUUUGGUUUCAAGGGACUACCUGAUGACCUGCAAGCAAGAAAGCAACUGGCCUUGCAUGAGUUAUAGGGUGGAAAAAAUCGAAGCUCAUGGUGGCAAGCGACUGUUAGAAACUAAUGGGGAAGAAGAAGGUGCUAGAAAGGCAUCUAAGCGGUCGAGUGAUCAUUUGGAUACAGCUUUGUCAAUUGGUGGAAUUCUAAUGUUAACUUCUAACCAAUCUGGUAAUCAGCGGCAUGCAGGGGAUAACUCUGAUUCCAGUUCCCUAAUUCCUGCUAUUGGUCCUGACAACUCCAUUAGUUGUCUUAUUCGGUGCUCGAGAUCUGAUUAUGGUGCUAUUGCAUCUUUGAACCGGAGCUUUCGCUCACUUAUUAGAAGUGGUGAGCUCUAUAAAUUAAGGCGGAAAAAUGGUGUGGUUGAGCACUGGGUUUAUUUUGCUUGCCAGCUGCUUGAAUGGGAAGCCUUUGACCCAAGUCGUCGCCAUUGGAUGCGAUUACCGAGAAUGGAUCCCAAUGAUUGUUUUGUCUUUUCCGAUAAGGAAUCUUUGGCUGUCGGCACCGAGCUUCUUGUUUUUGGGAAGGAUCUCAUGUCUCAUAUCAUAUAUCGAUACAGUUUGUUAACAAAUUUGUGGUCGUCUGGCAUGAGCAUGAACUCCCCUAGGUGUUUGUUUGGUUCGGCCAGCCUUGGUGAGAUUGCAAUUUUAGCUGGUGGUUGUGAUGCUCAUGGUAAUAUCUUCAGUUCUGCAGAGCUCUACAAUUCAGAAACGGGAGCUUGGAGGACACUCCGAAGUAUGAAUAAACCAAGGAAGAUGUGUUCCGCGGUAUUCAUGGAUGGAAAAUUUUAUGUUGUUGGAGGAAUAGGAGGGACUGAUUCAAAAGUUCUUACAUGUGGAGAGGAAUACAAUUUGGAAACCGAAACUUGGACUGAAAUUCCCAACAUGUCCCCUGUGCGGAUGGGCGCAGCAGGGGAAUUCGAUGCACUGGCUACAUCUGUAGCACCACCUUUGAUUGCUGUCGUAAAUAAUGAGUUGUAUGCGGCUGAUUAUGCUGACAUGGAGGUGAGAAAAUAUAACAAGGAUAACAGAGAGUGGGUUACCGUAGGAAGAUUGCCAGAACGAGCAGCUUCAAUGAAUGGUUGGGGUUUGGCAUUUAGGGCAUGCGGAGAUAGGCUUAUUGUUAUUGGGGGGCCUCGGACAGUAGGUGAAGGAUAUAUUGAAGUAAACUCUUGGGUUCCGAGUGAAGGUCCACCUCAGUGGGAUUUGCUCGGCCUGGUACCGUGUGCACUCAAUGGUGUUUCUUGUGCUGAUGAUAAAAAGUUGCUUCCAGGAAGCUCAGGAUUCAUGCUAAUGGGCUUUAGCAAUGAUGUUGAUUGUUUUAUAACUCGUGCACGUGCGAUAGAAUAA